UCACCUAUACCUAUUGGCGCGGUCUUCGAUAAAAGCACGGACGAGAUACAAGAUGCCUUCAAGCUCGCCGUUAUUCAGUUCUCUAAUGCCAACAAAACUCGCUGGGAGUUUCAACUUUACGUCGAUGUUAUAAACACAGCCGACGCCUUUAAGUUGUCACGACUCAUUUGCAACCAGUUCAAUCGGAACGUGAUAUCCAUGCUGGGUGCGGUGAUGGCUGACUCCUUUGACACUCUUCACUCCUACACUAACACCUUCCAGCUGCCUUUCAUCACGCCCUGGUUCCCCGAAAAGGUGAUACCACCUUCGUCAGGCCUGAAAGACUACGCAGUGAGCAUGCGACCGGACUAUCACCAAGCUGUAAUAGAUACGAUCACUUACUACGGAUGGAAAAAUGUCAUUUUCAUCUACGAUUCGCAUGAUGGUCUGCUUCGCCUCCAACAGUUGUACGAACGACUACAACCCGGUAAUGCAACGUUCCGCAUUUCGAAUGUAAAACGCGUCACGAAUGCCACAGAUGUUGUUGAGUUUCUUGGCGCACUGGAGAAGCUCGACCGUUGGACCAACAAAUACGUUGUGCUCGACUCCUGUACACGAAUAGCAAAAGAAACACUGAUUUUGCACGUACGUAACGUACAACUUGGCCGCAGGAACUACCAUUACUUCUUAAGUGGCCUGGUUAUGGACGAUCGCUGGGAGAAACAAGUCACCGAAUUCGGCGCUAUAAAUGUUACAGGAUUUCGUGUCGUAGAUUUUUCUCGAAAAUUCGUUCGAGACUUUUCUGAUAUGUGGAGAAGGGGCACUAUAUCGGCACAAGCUGCUUUGAUGUACGAUGGAGUCCAAGUUCUUAUUGAUGCUAUAUUUCGUUUACUGCGAAAGAGGCCAGACAUCUUAAGAGGACUGACACGACGAAGUGCCAGCAGUAGUUCCAACAAAACUCUGGACUGCUAUCCCAAGGUUGGAACCGGGACUUAUGAGAUCGGAGACAAGAUCUCAAGGUUGAUAAAAAAGACGGACUUAGAAGGAUUGACCGGCCCUCUCAAGUUUAACGAUAGAGGUAUUCGUCGCAAUUUUAGCCUUGAAGUGGUGGAAAUGACUGUUGCAGGGGAAAUGGUGAAGAUUGGUACAUGGUACGACUACAAAGGCUUGAUCACAAAGAACGAAGGGCCAGGAGCAAAAAGCCCUGCUGGCAAAUACAAUCGUAACAAGACAUACAUUGUGUCCACUAUUGAAGAACCUCCCUACGUGAUUCGUGAUCUAGAACCAACUGUAACUUAUCCGUUCAGAGGCUUUUGUGUUGAUCUCACCCACAUGAUUUUUGAGAGACUGGAGAUUACUUAUGAACUGCGCACAGUUAAAGAUGGUAAAUACGGUAAAGAGAAUACCAAAUUUGCUGGCGGCUGGGACGGAAUGGUCGGAGAACUUUUAAGGAAGGAGGCAGAUUUAGUGAUUGCCCCAUUGAUAGUUACUGCAGAUAGAGAACGUGUGAUUGAGUUCAGCAAACCAUUUUUGUCUUUCGACUCAAAACCGGAGAGACCUGAAUUCGAGAACGGAAGCACAAUAUUUACCUUUCUUAAUCCGCUGUCUAAAGAGAUAUGGAUUUGCAUCUUAUUCAGUAUAUUUGCUGUAAGCAUCGUACUAUUUCUUGUGUCGAGAUUCUCUCCUUCCGAGUGGCGCCUCGUAUCUGUUACAGAUUCACAAUCGAACGAACACAAUGAAGUCGCUACCAUCAAGACGACAGUUAUAAAUGAAUUCAGUUUCUGGAACUCUAUUUGGUUUUCGAUCGGUUCCUUUAUGCAACAAGGCAGUGAUAUCUCUCCGAGGUCUCUCUCUGGACGUAUAGUUGGGGCAGUUUGGUGGUUUUUUACAUUGGUUGUAAUAUGUUCGUACACAGCUAAUCUGGCGUCGUAUUUGACAUUGGCUCGUAUAUCUGAACCAACACAGCUAUACAAUAAAAUAACUACUUGCCCUGAGGACUUAAUUUACGGACAGCAAGAACCUGAACCCACUGAACCGCCUACAACAGAAUCUACCGGAAUUGUUGACGAGCAUGGUUGGCUAGCUUUCCUAUUAGAUCGUUCAGCUAUGCGUUUGAAACGGAACAAUAUAGACAAACCGUGCGAGAUGAUGGUAACCACUACUAAACCAGGAAUCUUAGACUUCGCCAUCGGUUUUCCAAAGGGAUCGGAACUGAGGGAUGGAGUAAAUAUAAUCUUACAAAAUAUGCGGAAAGAGGGUGAUUUACAAAUGCUUCUUCGCAAAUGGUUUAUCAAGACUGAAUGUGAUAUUCAAGAUCAGACUUUGCAUGGACUUGAACUAACAUUGGGACAAAUUGCUGGACUGUUUUACAUUUUGAUGGGUGGUUUGCUACUGGCAUUAGUCGUUGCACUAUUUGAAUUCUUCCAAUACGGUCGUGUUGAAGCGGCUCGAGCUAAUAUACCACUGCGUGCAGCAUUUAAAGCCAAAUCGAGAUUGCCAAACCGUCCCGAAAUUAAAACCACCCAACGUCCUGCCCCGCAACGUGAUCAAGAUCGCCUCGACUGGAGCAGCGGACCGUACUCUGGAGUAAGCUAUUACACUCCGGCCAACCAGAUCGCUCAGGAGGAGACUGCCCUGCACGCCUCUUUCACACAAGUCUGA
This is a messenger RNA of Papilio xuthus (Asian swallowtail), 2640 nucleotides long. Its product is annotated as glutamate receptor 1. Lineage: Eukaryota; Metazoa; Arthropoda; Insecta; Lepidoptera; Papilionidae. Gene Ontology annotation, cellular component: membrane. Gene Ontology annotation, biological process: monoatomic ion transport. The annotation marks the transcript as partial. Gene Ontology annotation, molecular function: signaling receptor activity; ligand-gated monoatomic ion channel activity. The record is from RefSeq and is a predicted model, not a curated record. The transcript is spliced from 18 exons.